UGGGGGGAGGAGGGGGCUACAUUUAUAUCAGUGUCCAGGGCUGGGAGCCUGCUCACCAUGGACACUGCCGGGUACAGCAAGUGGGGUGGCGGGCUGGACGAGGUCCCCGGAGGGCCCUGUGGACGCUGGGGACGGCGGUUCCUCUUCCUGGCCCUGGCUCUCGUGGUCACUGCAGUCCUGUGGGCCUUCAUCCUGAGCAUCCUGCUUUCCAAGGCCUCCACGCAGCAGGGGGAGUUGCUUCGGCGCCAGGACCUGCUGAGAGCAAACGCCUCGGAGCAGACGGUGGUGCUGGGCCACUUGAAGGAAGAGUUCCGAGCCUGCAAUAGCUGCUGCCUGGGCACGCAGGCGCAGCUGAAGACCGCGCGCGCAGAACUUGCGGAGGCGCAGGUGAAGCUGAUCCAGCAGCAGAGCGCCCUGAAAGAACUGAGCGAGCUCGUGACCCAGAGCUUGGCUGAAGCGGGGAGGGACCGCGAGAACAUCCGCAGCGAGCUGUUCCGGGAGCUGGAGGCCGUCCGAGCUGGAAACAGUUCCUGUGAGCAGUGCCCCACGUCGUGGCUGCCCUUCCAGGGUUCCUGCUACUUUUUCUCGGUGGUGCGGGCCAGAUGGGAAGAGGCGCAGCACAAUUGCGCGGGCGCGGGUGCGCACCUGGUGAUUGUCGGGAACCUGGAGGAGCAGGGCUUCCUGAGUCGGAAUACAAGAGGCCGCGGCUACUGGCUGGGCCUCAGGGCCGUGCGCCACGCGAGCAAGGUCCAGAGCUAUCAGUGGAUAGACGGAGUCUCGCUCAGCUUCAGCCACUGGAACCGGGGUGAGCCCAAUGACUCCCUGGGGCGCGAGGACUGCGUCAUGAUGCUGCGUACCGGGCUAUGGAACGACGCUCCUUGCGACAGUGAGAAGGACAACUGGAUCUGCGAGAAGAGGCUCAGCUGCUGAGCCCACCCAGUCCCCUGAGCCAGACCAGCUGCCGCCUGAGCCAGGCCACCAGCUGCCCGUGUCGUCCCUCAGCUGCUGGCCCUCCUGGUUCUUCCCACCACCGUCUGGUGUGUGUGUCUUUUCUUCUCCCGCCCACCGCUAUUGAGGAGAAACAGCCCCACUCAGCCGGGUCCAGUGCCUGCGAUCUGGGACCUCCGCUCCAACCUCUUCCCCUCGGACCUAGCGUAACCUCCACCUCUUCCAAAACCCUGGCUCCUGGGCCCUUUGAUCUGGCCCCACGUCCCUCCCCAGCCGAGGUCAGGUGGCUCAGAGAUGGAGCUGUUUGGUCUUCCUGCCUUCUCCCCUGGCCUGGGAGGCCUCAAGGAGAGGGGUUUUGUGUCUGUCCUCGAAGCCCUACGGAGCAUCGGGACACGUUUGAGAUAUGAACCUUGGCUCCCAGCUGUGGGAACCUUCUAAGUUUUAUCCCAAAGACCCUGACGUGAUCCCUGUGAGUGACCCCGACCUCUCUGAGUGUCCUCAUGGUUCUAUGAUGCCCUGAACCCGAGUGACUGGCCUGCUCUGGGCCAGGAGGGCUGUGCAGACACUGGGGACACACGAGUGAGGCAGGCCCAGUCCUGCCUCCCACCUGCGCCCAACUGUCGCACUCUGGUCCGGCUCAGCGCAGGACUGCUGUGACCCGUGAGAGACUCAGUGGAGGAAUCCAGGAGUGAGUGA
Molecule: messenger RNA, 1644 nt
Organism: Phyllostomus discolor (pale spear-nosed bat)
Lineage: Eukaryota; Metazoa; Chordata; Mammalia; Chiroptera; Phyllostomidae
Product: C-type lectin domain family 4 member G-like
Exons: 9
Coding region: 58-930 (290 amino acids)
Source: RefSeq, a predicted model, not a curated record